Molecule: messenger RNA, 1485 nt
Organism: Dictyostelium discoideum AX4
Lineage: Eukaryota; Evosea; Eumycetozoa; Dictyosteliales; Dictyosteliaceae
Gene: CYP518A1
Product: cytochrome P450 family protein
Exons: 2
Coding region: 1-1485 (494 amino acids)
Source: RefSeq, a predicted model, not a curated record
AUGUCAAUUUUAAUUAUUUUAAUAAUUUCAAUAAUUUUUUAUUUAAUUUUUGAUUUUUUAUAUAAAAAUUUUAGUAAUAGACAAUUUAAAGGACCCUUGGCAUUACCAUUAGUAGGUUCAUUAUUACAUUUAAAAGAUGAUACACAUUUAGUAUUUCAAAAUGAUAGUAAACUAUAUAAAGAUGGUGAUAACAAUGGUAAAAUAAUCAAAUAUUGGUUUUGUGAUCAAUUGACAUUGGCAAUUUAUGAUACAAAUACAAUGAAAGAAAUUUAUUUAAAGAAUCCAGAAUCAUUAAAUACAAGAGUUAAAUCACCAUCAACAAAUGUAAUAGGAAAUAGAUUUAGAGGUAUUGUCACUGCCGAUGAAAAUUAUUGGCAAUUUCAUCGUGAUAUUUUAAUGAAAUCAUUUACUGGUAGAAAAGUUAAAUCACUUUCAUCUUCAAUAGAAAAAGAAACAAUUGAUUUAAUUACAUAUAUGAAAUUUAUUGAAAAAUCUGGUCAAUCUUUUUCACCAAGAUCAAAUUUUAUGAACUUUUAUUCAAAUAUUAUUUUUGAUUAUGUAUUUUCAAGACGUAUUGAAAAUAUUUAUGAAGGUGUAAAUGAAGAACAAGGAAAAGUUUUAUUAGCAAUUAGAGAAUUAUUUGAUUAUUUAGCAGAUACAUUAAUUGUAAAUUAUUUAAUAUUUACAAAACCAUUCUAUUUUUUAUAUUUAAAAAUGUUUGGUCAUCCAGCAGAUUCUUUGAAAAAGAUUUUAACAAAAUAUUAUUUAGAACAUUCUGAAUCAAUUGAUUUAAAUAAUGCAAGAGAUGUUUUGGAUUCAUUGAUUAUUGAAUAUAGAAAAGUUGGUGGUAAAGAAGAACAAAGUUCAAUCAUCCCAAUGGUAAAUGAAUUAAUUUUAGCUGGCACAGAAACAAAUUCAAGUACUGCUGAAUGGUUCAUUUUAACAAUGGUAAAUAAUCUUGAUUAUCAAGAUAAAAUUUAUAAUGAAUUAAAAUCAACAUUGGAAACGACAACAGCGAUGAUUAAACUUUCAAAUAGAAAUCAAACACCAUUAUUUAAUGCAGCUUUAAAAGAAGUUUUGAGAUUAUAUCCACCUGUACCAUUUGGUGUACCUCGUCAAGUAAAUCAAUCAUUUGAAAUUAAUGGUGGAUCUUUGAAAAUUCCAAAAGGUACUCAAAUCAUUCAAUCACUUUAUUCAAUAUUUAGAGAUGAAAACUAUUGGGAUUCACCUGACCAAUUUAAACCAGAGAGAUUCCUUGAUCAAGAUUCUCAUUCAAAUAAUUAUUUUCCAUAUGGAAUUGGUGUUAAAAAUUGUAUUGGUAUGGGUUUCUCUCAAGAUGAAUUAUACAUUUCACUUUCAAACCUUGUUUUAAACUUUAAGCUAUUACCUUUAAUUGAAAAUUCAAAGAUUUGUGAUAAACCUAUAUUUGGUUUCUCUUUUAAACCAAACGAAUUUAAAAUUAAUUUAGAAAAAAGAAAUAAUUGA